Molecule: messenger RNA, 343 nt
Organism: Pelobates cultripes (western spadefoot toad)
Lineage: Eukaryota; Metazoa; Chordata; Amphibia; Anura; Pelobatidae
Source: the annotation of a GenBank genome assembly
AUGGCGGACGAGCUCCCUGAACAUGGGCGCGAGCUGCACAGACCAGUGACUGGCGAAUCAAGCAUGGUGAAAGGCAUAUUACAGCGCCUCGAUAAGCUGUUUGAGCAAUUCUGGCAUAGGAUAGAAGCUCGGAAACAAAACUCACAUCCUCAGCAACAGGGGAGGAGGCAAAGUGAAAGGAGCCAUGCAGGGCCUGGGUCUCACGUGGGCAAAGCACCGUCCAAAGCAUCAGCACAUCCUCGUCCUAACCCACCAAGACGAAGGGCCACUCCGGUCACAGCCGUAAAACACGCUUCACUACGGCACAAUCACGGCACCCGCACCCAGAGGCGGACCACUCCAG